This is a messenger RNA of Drosophila obscura, 4148 nucleotides long. RefSeq names its product irregular chiasm C-roughest protein (gene rst). The transcript has 8 exons. Gene Ontology annotation, cellular component: cell-cell junction. The coding region runs from base 783 to 3164 and encodes 793 amino acids. NCBI's taxonomy places the organism in Eukaryota, Metazoa, Arthropoda, Insecta, Diptera, Drosophilidae. Gene Ontology annotation, molecular function: cell adhesion molecule binding. The record is from RefSeq and is a predicted model, not a curated record. Gene Ontology annotation, biological process: cell-cell adhesion.
UCAGAAAUGUUUGGUAGUGACAUGGUCGAGACACGUCCAUUCACGUUGUGGGCUGCGGGUGUAUUCGAAACAUAUUCGUCGUGUUUAUCGUGAAGCGUAAAUUGUUUGUUUGCAAACAUUCGUGCAUGAAUAUUAUUUUUAAAAGUAACAAAUAAAAAAACUUAAAAAAAAUACAGAGACAACUUAUCGAAGUGGUGUGAACAGCAUAAAAUCUUCAUAUUUGGAUAAUUGAGUGAAGUUUGCAAAAUAAAAAUUUGAUUAAAAGUGGAAAGAUUUAAACCAAAGAACGAACCUCAGCAAGAGUUUUGAGUGGCAUAAACAAAUGUCAGUUCGGUGCAACAAGAAGAGCUGCAAAAUUGAUUUAAUUUUUUUAUAAUUUUUUUCGUAAUAUUUAAAAAAAAAAAAAAUAAAAUAAACACAAGUGCAAAACCCCAAAAAAGAAAUAUAUGUUUUUUUUUUGGUGUGGAUUACCAGUGAAGGAAAGUGAAGUGAACGGCUUAAAUGGAUUAAACAGAAAUUAAAAAGAAAUUAAACAGAAUUAAAAAUAACACAGAGAGAUAGAAAGAGAGAGAGCGAGAGAUAGUAUGCAGUGGCCGAGUGCACGCGAUUGUUCCUGCAAAAAGAUCUAUAUAGUAAUACUCGUCGACUGAUAAGUCCGAAUAUCUUUUCGGGCAGGGAACCAAUAAUACGCCGACUAUCUCCAACGGCAGACGAAGCACCAAUAAAAACAAAACAGCGCAACAGCCAGAGAACCAGAGAAACUCUGCUCAAGAGCCACGCGGAUGACGCAUCAGCCGCCCACGAUGCAGCAGACACACGCGAUGAUGCUGCCGCUGCCGCUGCCGCUGCUGCUGUUGCUGUUGACGUCAGUGGCGAUGCCGGCCCACGCAUCGCCCUUUACGAGCUAUCAGAACCAGCGAUUCGCCAUGGAGCCCCAGGACCAGACGGCCGUGGUGGGGGCACGCGUCACGUUGCCCUGCCGCGUCAUCAACAAGCAGGGCACCCUGCAAUGGACCAAGGACGACUUCGGGCUGGGCACCUCGCGGGAUCUGAGCGGCUUCGAGCGGUAUGCGAUGGUGGGCAGCGACGAGGAGGGCGACUACUCGCUGGACAUCUAUCCGGUGAUGCUGGACGACGAUGCGCGCUACCAGUGUCAAGUGAGUCCCGGCCCCGAGGGCCAGCCGGCCAUCCGGUCAACAUUCGCCGGCCUGACGGUGCUGGUGCCGCCGGAGGCACCGAAAAUAACCCAGGGCGAUGUCAUCUAUGCCACCGAGGAUCGCAAGGUGGAGAUUGAGUGCAUCUCUGUGGGCGGCAAGCCAGCAGCUGAGAUUACAUGGAUUGAUGGCCUGGGCAACGUGCUAACGGAUAACAUUGAGUACACGGUGAUACCGCUGCCCGAUCUGCGCCGCUACACCGCCAAGUCGGUGCUCCGGCUGACGCCGAAAAAGGAGCACCACAACACGAAUUUCACGUGCCAGGCACAGAACACAGCCGACCGCACCUAUCGCUCGGCGAAAAUACGUGUCGAGGUUAAGUAUGCGCCCAAAGUCAAGGUGAAUGUGAUGGGAGGAGGCGGCCAUGGUCUCGGUCUUGGUCUCGCUGGCAGCUCCUCCUCGAUGGGAACCCACCAGCGGAUUGUGGAGCAUGCCCAGGUGCGACUCGAGUGCCGGGCAGAUGCCAAUCCCAGCGAUGUCCGUUAUCGCUGGUACAUCAACGACGAACCAAUUAUAGGCGGUCAAAAAACUGAGAUGAUCAUACGCAAUGUGACGCGCAAGUUCCACGAUGCCAUUGUCAAGUGCGAGGUGCAGAAUUCCGUGGGCAAGAGCGAGGAUAGCGAGACCCUGGACAUAAGCUAUGCACCCAGCUUCCGGCAACGGCCACAAUCCCUGGAGGCGGACAUCGGCAGUGUUGUGUCGCUCAGCUGUGAGGUGGACAGCAAUCCGCAGCCGGACAUUGUCUGGAUCCAGCAUCCCAGCGAUCGGGUGGUCGGCACCAGCACCAAUCUCACCUUCAGCGUGAGCAACGAGACGGCCGGACGCUACUACUGCAAGGUGAAUGUGCCCGGCUACGCGGAGAUCUCCGCGGAUGCCUACGUCUACCUGAAGGGCUCCCCGGCCAUCGGCUCCCAGCGCACCCAGUACGGCCUGGUGGGCGACACCGCGCGCAUCGAGUGCUUCGCCAGCAGCGUGCCCCGGGCCCGUCAUGUCUCCUGGACAUUCAACGGACAGGAGAUCAGCUCCGAGUCCGGCCACGACUACUCCAUACUGGUGGACGCGGUGCCCGGCGGCGUCAAGAGCACGCUCAUCAUCCGGGACAGCCAGGCCUAUCACUACGGCAAAUACAACUGCACGGUGGUCAACGACUACGGCAACGACGUCGCCGAGAUACAGCUGCAAGCCAAGAAGAGCGUUUCCCUUUUGGUGACAAUUGUGGGUGGCACUUCGGCCUUGGGCUUCCUGCUGGUGCUCACCAUUCUCGUGGUGGUCUACUUGAGGUGCAAGAAGCGCACCAAACUGCCACCCGCCGACGUGAUCAGCGAGCAUCAGAUAACGAAGAACGGCGGAGUCAGCUGCAAGCUGGAGCCGGGCGACCGCACCUCCAACUACAGCGACCUCAAGGUGGACAUCUCCGGGGGAUAUGUGCCCUACGGCGACUACAGCACCCACUACAGCCCGCCGCCCCAGUAUCUGACGACGUGCUCGACCAAGUCCAAUGGCAGCUCCACCAUCCUGCAGAACAACCACCAGAACCAGCUGCAGCUACAGCAGCAGCAGCAGAGCCACCAGCAGCAUCAGCACCAGCACCAGCAGCAGCAGCAGCCGCAGCAGAGCCACCAGCCAGCGCACCACCAACAGCCGCCCGGCCAGAGCCUGCCCAUGACCUUCCUGACCAACAGCAGCGGGGGCAGUCUGACGGGCAGCAUCAUCGGAUCCCGGGAGAUACGCCAGGAGAACGGUCUGCCCAGUCUGCAGUCGACGACGGCCUCGGUGGUGAGCUCCUCGCCCAAUGGCAGCUGCAGCAACCAGAGCACUGCCACCACCACCCAUGUGGUGGUGCCCAGCUCGAUGGCCCUGAGCGUGGAUCCGCGCUACAGCGCCAUCUACGGUAAUCCCUAUUUGCGCUCCUCCAACUCCUCGCUGCUGCCGCCACCCACAGCGGUCUAAGUGCGAUCGAGGCGAUGGAUAUAGCAGCCCACUCGAAGACUGAUCUCAAAGGACACUAAGGGCUAUGCUGUGCUCUAGCCGGCGCCUGUCCUGGAUCGUUCAAUGGGGUAAGAUUGGGGCGUAAGCGCCAUUGGAAGAUUUUUCAGCAACCAAAAAUUCGAAUCGAGUAACUUAAAGAUUUAGCUUAGAGAGAGAGAGAAAGAGAGAGCUCACACCACACACACACACACACCACACACCCUUGGCAUCCGUUUAAUUCUUCGUUUUCUAAUCGGUAUCUCCAGUCCAGCCCUAAUGGAAUGGAAUAAUAAUGGAAUGUAUUUUAGCUUUAGCAUAGGUGAUGAAUGAUCUUUUUUCGAGCCGUAGUGUGCUUUGCGCUUCGGCUGCAACCUAGGCUAAGCGCAGUUCUAUCUAAACAGAGACUAAGCUUCAAAGAAUCAGUGUUAGGCAUUUACAAAUCGAACAAGAGAGCGAGCGAUAGAGGGAGAGUGUUAAGAAACGCCUUAAAAAAUACAUAAAUAGUUGGCUGCAGGGGAAACUUGUUGAGUUUUCCCAGAGAAAAAAGAAAAAAACGGCAAGGCGAGGGCAUUUGUUCAAGGGUUCAUUUCAUAAUUAAUUGGAAUUCAAGAUGGAAGAUGGAAGAUGGCAGAGUCUCUUCCCUAAGCACACAUAUUUUGGAAAUAUCUAGCACUCCAUCUAUGUAUCUUUCCUUUAUUUUAUCUAUUUAUAUCUUCAAUGCUUGUACCUGUUUUCUUCCUUUGAUUAUGUUCCAGUUCCUUUGCUGUCUUUCAUCAAUUUAUGAUUCACUUCUAUCUUGUCCUCCCCCCAGCUAUUCUACCCUUUAAAUACCGAUAUAUAAAUCUAUCUGGAAUAUUUAAUACAAUUAUUUGAAACCAUUUUCCACACCUCAAACAAAUGCCCAGGAAAUGCUACACAAAAAAAAAUAUAUUACAAAAAAAAUCAUGAAUAGGAAACAGAAACAGA